Messenger RNA from Sclerotinia sclerotiorum 1980 UF-70, 276 nucleotides. RefSeq lists its product with no specific name. The record is from RefSeq and is a predicted model, not a curated record. The coding region runs from base 1 to 276 and encodes 91 amino acids. NCBI's taxonomy places the organism in Eukaryota, Fungi, Ascomycota, Leotiomycetes, Helotiales, Sclerotiniaceae. The transcript has 3 exons.
AUGACAAAUAUGGAAGUCAUCCCACCCACCGGCAGCAGGCGGCACAGCCAAAAGAAUGUGACACUGUCUUUAGUUAAGAAGCUGCAUGUUGCAGCGGGAUACGCCUUGUCUCCAGCUGUAAAUAACCAGCGUGAUGAGCUGUCCAUCCAUUCCAUCGCCGGAAUACAAGUGGAAUUAUACACUUCGAAUUAUUGGUUGGGAGGUGGUCUCCCGGGUGUGCAAAUUGGUCGUGGCCGUGAGCCACCAGUCAUUUACCCAUCGGGUGUGAAAGGGUGA